GUACCAGCAUUUGGUUAAAAAGAAGAGGGCUGUUUAUUGUCACAUCAUAUUCAAUACAACCCAGAGAAAAUUCUAUGUAUUCUAUCCAUCCCUGUGAGGCAGCGUGGCACCCAACAACCAACUAGAACAACUGUGGUAGAAUAAAGUAAAAAUCAUCAACAUGUCGUUACACCCUUCCAUGUCAUGAAUAUUAUCACUAAUCUGUAAUUUGUGUUCUAAAACUAUAGUCAUGUAAUGAGCUGCAUGAUAGAAUUCUGAAACAAACAAUAAACACUUGAUGGUUUAACUCUGAACUAACAUAUGAAACUUUUUUUUGAAGUACACCUUAGCAGAUCAUGUAGAUUGUUCAGUCUUUUCACAUUAAGAUUUUAACAGAAAAGGUUGAGCACAAACUCUGCCCAGUAGCUCUAACCACAAGACCACAUCCCCCCUGACAUGUCAGAAGAAGUUUUAUGUUGUGCUUUUUAAAUGACUGAAUAAUGAGCAGUGCUUCUGCGCAAAGAGCAAAAUGGACAAAGCUUGCAACAAUCUUAUAUCUGAGGUUGAGACAGGAGGGCUUCAACCAGGAAGUCAUCUUUGAACAAAUUGUCUGUGUUUUCUACCACCUCUCAUAAGACAGAGCACCCACAAAUGAAAAGGUGAACAAGCUAAAUUUUUUUUACUAAAUUCCUGUCAGAAGAUGAUGAAUAAAACCGCUUGUCCUCGUGUCAGCUAUGACUUCACAGGCAGAUUGCUGCCUCCUGUUUACAUCUUAGUGUUCAUCGUUGGUCUGGUGGCUAAUGGAUGGGGACUGAAGUCUCUGCAGCACAACUGGAAGAAACUAAAGAUCAUCAACGUGUUUGUUCUCAACCUUGGACUUACAGAUGUUUUGUACCUGCUCACACUCCCAUUUUGGGUGGUGUACUACUUAAUGGGGAGUAAGUGGAUCUUUGGAGAAACACUUUGCAAGAUAACAAGAUUCUGCUUCAAUGUGAAUCUAUACGGCAGCAUUGGAUUCCUGACUUGUAUAAGUGUGUACAGAUACCUGGCCAUUGUUCAUCCAGUGAGAACGAUGGGAAGAAUAACUGUCACCCAUUCUGUGAUGAUCUCGGUCAUAGUCUGGCUGUUGGUGAGUGUUCAAAGUCUUCCAGACAUGUUUUUCACCAAGGCACCUAGAAACAACACUGGAAAAUGCUUUGAUACCACGGGUAAUGUCCACGUUGAGAAUUACCUGAAAUACAGUCUUGGAUGGACCCUCACUGGCUUUUGUAUCCCGUUCCUCAUCACAUUGGGCUGCUAUGGACACGUGGCUGUAGUUUUAUGGACACUGAAGAGAACUGAUAAGGUACUGAAACAGAGAAGCUUGAAGUUGGUACUCAUCAUGAUUCUUCUCUUCUCUGUUUGUUACAUCCCCUAUCACGUAUUCAGAAACUUCAACCUCUUGGCAAGAGUUCUGCUCAAACAGGGGAUAUGCCGUAAAUGGUAUAGUGGAGUCUACAUUGCUCGUCGGAUAAGUCGUGCCCUUGUGUGUCUGAACAGUGCUCUCAAACCUCUUGUUUACCUCCAUGCACAUGAAGAUGUUCCUGCUCAGCUCAGACAGCAGCUCCAGCAAGUUCGUCAGAUGUUAAAGCGUUUGUUUCCAUCAAACUCCGGCUGUUUGCCUGUAGCACACACUGCAGAUGCAGAUGCAGAAGCUAACACAAGUUAGCGUGUUUCACA
Acanthopagrus latus (yellowfin seabream) is the source of this 1698-nucleotide messenger RNA. Its product is annotated as P2Y purinoceptor 1-like. Lineage: Eukaryota; Metazoa; Chordata; Actinopteri; Spariformes; Sparidae. The record is from RefSeq and is a predicted model, not a curated record. Gene Ontology annotation, biological process: G protein-coupled receptor signaling pathway. Bases 680 to 1687 code for a protein of 335 amino acids. The transcript has a single exon. Gene Ontology annotation, cellular component: membrane. Gene Ontology annotation, molecular function: neuropeptide receptor activity.